Manduca sexta (tobacco hornworm) is the source of this 1060-nucleotide messenger RNA. Its product is annotated as acyl-CoA Delta(11) desaturase. NCBI's taxonomy places the organism in Eukaryota, Metazoa, Arthropoda, Insecta, Lepidoptera, Sphingidae. The transcript is spliced from 4 exons. Gene Ontology annotation, cellular component: endoplasmic reticulum membrane. The record is from RefSeq and is a predicted model, not a curated record. The coding region runs from base 55 to 1041 and encodes 328 amino acids. Gene Ontology annotation, molecular function: stearoyl-CoA 9-desaturase activity; iron ion binding. Gene Ontology annotation, biological process: unsaturated fatty acid biosynthetic process.
AGCCAAAGCGUAUCGAGAGCGUUUCCCUGUCACGUUAUAUUAAAAGCUUCAAAGAUGGCACCAAACACUUCAAAUGACGUCAACAGCUACAUAGCAGAGGUAGACGAUGCGGAAAUAAAUGAAGAAAUAAAACUCAAAGCGCCUCAAGCUGGACCUAGAAAAUACGAGAUCGUAUACAGAAAUAUAUUUACAAUAGGUUAUCUUCAUAUUGCUGCUUUCUAUGGUGUUUACCUUUGUUUUACUGCAGCAAAAUGGCAAACAGUGCUGUUUGCAUACUUAUCAUACGUGGCAGCAACAAUUGGAGUAACAGCAGGCGCUCAUAGACUCUGGUCUCAUAAGUCCUUCAAAGCCAAAAUACCUCUCCAAGUCAUCCUUAUGAUCUUCGUAUCUAUGGCUAACCAGAGAGUGACUCAUUGGGUCAGAGAUCAUAGACUUCAUCAUAAGUAUAGCGAUACGGACGCAGAUCCGCAUAAUGCUGCUCGAGGCUUCUUCUACUCCCAUAUUGGAUGGCUGUUUGUUAAGAAGCAUCCAGAAGUAAAGAAGAGAGGGAAGCUGAUAGACUUAUCAGAUUUGUUCAGCAAUCCUGUAUUGAAUUUUCAGCAUAGAUACUCAAAGUCUUUCAUACCGACCGUAUGCUUCAUCAUACCGACAAUAAUACCCGUACUGUUUUGGGGCGAGACGCUCUCCAACUCCUGGAACCUGGUCAUCAUGAGAUACGUCUUCAACUUCCACGUCUUCUUCCUAGUCAACAGCGCUGCCCACAUUUGGGGUAAUAAGCCCUAUGAUAAAAACAUCAUGUCGACUGAGAGUAAGGCAGUGGCCCUCGCAACUCUUGGAGAGGGAUACCAUAACUUCCACCACGUAUUCCCAUGGGACUACAGGAGUGCGGAGUUAAGGAAUACUGUUCUUAAUUAUACGAAGACAUUUAUAGAGUUAUGUGCGAAGAUCGGAUGGGCGUAUGAUCUCAAGACAGUGCCGUACGAGAUGGUUGUGUCCCGAGCGACGAGGACGGGUGAUGGGUCACUUUAUGCGAGUAAAUAAUUUAUUAAUAUUUCUCUUU